UGGCUGAGCAGCGCCAUGGCGGUUGGCAAGAACAAGCGCCUUACGAAAGGCGGCAAAAAGGGAGCCAAGAAGAAAGUGCUUGAUCCAUUUUCUAAGAAAGAUUGGUAUGAUGUGAAAGCACCAGCUAUGUUCAAUAUAAGAAAUAUUGGAAAAACAUUAGUCACAAGAACUCAAGGAACCAAAAUCUCAUCUGAUGGCCUCAAGGGUCGGGUUUUUUAAGUGAGCCUUGCUGAUUUGCAGAAUGAUGAAGUUGCAUUUAGAAAAUUCAAGCUAAUUACUGAGGAUGUUCAGGGCAAAAACUGCCUGACUAAUUUCCAUGGCAUGGAUCUUACCCGUGACAAAAUGUGCUCCAUGGUCAAAAAAUGGCAGACCAUGAUCGAAGCUCAUGUUGAUGUCAAGACUACCGAUGGUUAUUUGCUUCGUCUAUUUUGUGUUGGUUUUGCUAAAAAACGCAAUAAUCAGAUUCGGAAGACCUCUUAUGCUCAGCACCAAUAGGUCCGUCAAAUUUGGA
Messenger RNA from Zalophus californianus (California sea lion), 511 nucleotides. Its product is annotated as 40S ribosomal protein S3a-like. The record is from RefSeq and is a predicted model, not a curated record. Gene Ontology annotation, cellular component: cytosol; ribosome. Gene Ontology annotation, biological process: translation. Gene Ontology annotation, molecular function: structural constituent of ribosome. The transcript has a single exon. Bases 16 to 219 code for a protein of 67 amino acids. NCBI's taxonomy places the organism in Eukaryota, Metazoa, Chordata, Mammalia, Carnivora, Otariidae.